Messenger RNA from Pelagomonas calceolata, 6849 nucleotides. Lineage: Eukaryota; Pelagophyceae; Pelagomonadales; Pelagomonadaceae. The record is from the annotation of a GenBank genome assembly.
AUAAUAGAGCGCCUCCACGACUCCGUCCCCGUCCUCCUCCCCGACUCGAAACUCCGGAACUACUGGGACGCGCUCAUGUUCGUCGUCAUCUUCUACAACUGCAACCUGACGCCCGUGUCCAUCACGGCGCCGCCGGCGGCCGACAUUUUCAGGAGGUUGCGGCGCGUCGACUUCGCGAUCGAUGUGUUGUUUCUCGUGGACACGCUGCUCGGCUUCUGCUGCGCGUUCCACGACCCCCACACGAAGGAGCUCGUGGCCCAGCGCAAGGGCAUCCGCGACGCGUAUCUCCAAUCGGCGCGCUUGAAGCUGAAUCUGUUGGCCGUCAGUCCGUUGUUGACGUUACCGAACCCGCUGUCGUCGCUCUUUGGGGGCGGCGCGUGCAAGGUGCUGUUUAAAGGUUCAUCAAAAAGAAUCUCGAGGAAGACCUGCCUCAAGGCGGCUAGAUUGACGCGGUCCUCCCGAAUCUUCCUCUUCUUCGCGCAGCUCGAGGCCGUGCGCAAAAUCCUCGAAGAUCAGAAGCUCCUGGUCAUGAACGGCGCGGCCUUCCGCAUGCUCCAGAUUAUUGUCUCGUUGAUCUUCAUGUGUUCGUUCUGCGGGGGCUUCUACUUCUUCCUCGCUUGUAAUGAUCCGUCGCCCGACAAGCAACCGAAGUGCGGCUACGGCACGUCGACGACCUGGGUCGGCGCGGACGCCGUCUUUCAGUCCGGAAGAACGUCCUGGGACGCGAUUAUCGCAAGGGCCUUCCACUUCUGCGUGCAGACGCUGUUCACGAUUGGGUAUGGAGACAGCGUCGCGCCCGUCUCGGAGGUCGAGCUGAAGUUCGCCGUCGCGCUCAUGCUCGCCGGCGCCGUCGUCUACGCUUUGGUGAUUGCGAACAUGACGUCGGUGCUGGCCAACGCCAAUGUAUUAUAUGCGCGCCACGUCGACGAGCUCGCGGCCGUGACGCAGGUGGUAGAUGAUCGGGACCUGCCCGAGGGCCUGCGGCAGCGUAUCAAAUUGGAAUUCGAGUACGUCUGGGCGAAGCAGUUCGGCGUGCCGGACCGCCACUUGCUACGGGGGCUGCCCGCGGCGCUCCGAGACGAGCUCGCCGCGCCCGUCGUGGACCACCUGACGAAGGUGCCGUUUUUUGAUCCUAAUCAUAGAAACGGCUCCGACGCGCUCGCGCGGGCCGUGGCCCGUGGUUGUAAAAUUCGCGUCUACGUGCCGCGCUCUACCAUAUUCGCCGCGCGCGAGCGGCGGCGCGAGCUGGUUAUCGUACGGGCGGGCGCGGCCUACGUGUUCCGGGAUGGAAGGAGACGGCCGUCGGCGGUGCUGCGGGAGGGCGACUUCGUGGGAGACGUCCAGUUUUUAUUUGACGCGCGGCACCCCGUCUCCGUCCGGACGGGCGCCCAGGUCUGCGAGGUGUUUGUGUGGACCCCCGACGUGCUGGGGGACGAAGUUAUCAGGGAGGACGCCGCGCCCGUGAGGGCCACGCUGGAAGCGUACCAACGACGCCUCGAGGCCUGGAGCCGCGGCCGCGUCGACGAGGCCUCGCUGCAGCACGCGCGGCCGACGCUGGUCCAGCAGGCGCCGUCGACGAAGCGCCGAUAUCAAAUAGGUACCUACGACCACAUCCGAGGCGCCUGGGAGCCGUGCCUCUUCGCCGCCGUCUUCUUCUCCUUUCUCGUGGUCCCGUUACGUUCGGUACUGUACUGCACGGACUGGCGGUCGCGGGCCUUCGAUCCGACUCUGGUAAUAGAGUACGCCUUAGAUGUCGUGUUUUUGAUGGAUAUGUAUUUGCGGUUGUAUCACAUGGAGGCGCCGGAGGUUUACAAAAACUCGGUCCGGUUCAAGGUUGAUGUGGUUGCGAAUGUACCUUAUGUCAUACUGGCGCCGCUAUUGAACCACCCCCAGCGGUACGCUAUGUUACGGUAUCCGCACCUGCUCCGAGGUUUUAACCUUAAGACCUACCUUAUUCAGAUACGAGACUACCUCGAGGUGAAGCACUCGAUUAUGAUCAGGGACAAGACCAUCACGAUCUUCCAGCGGACCUACGAGACGGUCUUCCUCAUCCACGGCAUGGCGUGCUUCUGGGCCAUUCUUAAAUCACACGGACGCGACGGAAGGACCUUCUCCAGCUCCUACGUCCGGUCCGUGUAUUACGCGUUGGUCAUGUCGACCACGGUCGGUUAUGGGGACGUGGCCCCCACAACGGUCUCGGAGACGUGGUUCGCCGUCGUCGCCGGCGCCGUCGGCGCGACGUGCUUCGCGGGCGUUGUUGCAAAUAUUACGUCCUUCGUGCACAGCGUGGACAUCUCCGAGGACAACCUCGCGCACAAGCGCUGCGUGUUGAAAACGUUCUGCGAGGAGCGGAACCUGUCGCCCUCCCUCAAGGAUGACGUCAAGCAGUACUUGGACUACGUGGAACACGAAAAGGGCGGGCUGGACGACCUGAAGCUCAUCAACCAAAGUUUGUCGGACCACACGCGGGACGACGUCGCUUUAUACAUGGCGCAUAGACCGAUCCUGGCCUGUCCGGUCUUCCGCGGGCUCGAGGGCGGGUUCAUACGACGCAUCACGCUCGAGUUAGUCUCGCAUUUCUACUCGCGCGGGACGCAGGUCGUGCGCCAAAACCAGGGAAGUGACGGCGCCUUCUUCAUCGCGUGCGGGGACGUCGAUAUUUCCAUAGACGACGACACGAUCGCCGCGCUCGCGUCGCCCGGAUGCGUCGCCGAGGGGGCCUUACUCUCGGACAGUAACAUGCCCUACGCCGCGACGUGCGCGUCGUACUGCGAGCUGUGGUUCCUCUCCCGCCUAAGAUUCGACGCGACGCUGGAGUCGUACCCCGACGCGCGCGCCGAAAUUACGAAGACGCUCCCGAAGCGCGUCAAGACGUACAAGAAACGGUCGAAGCGCACGAUCUCGCGGCCGACGGGCCUCGUCGUGAACCCGGUCGUCGUCUCGCGCGUGGCCCAGUCGCGGCUGCCGCGGGGCGUCGUCCACCCGGAUAGGAUCUUCAUGAAGGCCUGGGCCUUCCUGCUGCUGUUUUUUGUGGUGUGGAACGUCUUCUGGGUGCCGUUCCGCGCGUGCUUUACGCGGGGCGUCGCGUUCGAUGCCAAUUUGGUGGGGUUAUUCGUCGUGGAUUAUCUGGGCGACGCCGUGUUCCUUACGGACAUUGUUCUGCGGAGCUGCUGCGUCGCGUUCUAUGAGGGCGACGCGCUGAUCACGCGGCGGCGCCGGAUCUGGGAGAACUACGCGUCUUUAUACAGACACGUGUUUGCCUCGUUGCCGUUUGACGUACUCUACUUUAUAUCAGGGAAGUCGCCCCUGCAGACCCUCGCUCUAUGGCGACUCCCGAAAUUAGUACGUUUGAUGGAUGCGCCGGCGCUGUCGAAGCGAUGCGAGGACAUUUUGCAGGAGAGCGGCGUGCGCGUCAACAAGAAUGUGGUCCGGCUCGGGCGGCUCGUGGGCGCCGUCGUCGUCACGGCCCACCUCUUCGGGUCGGCCUUUUACGCGCUCGCGUCGCUCCAGAGCGACGCGUGCGCCCGCUACGCGUCGAAUGAUGCCGACGUCUAUUGUCGGACCUGGGCCAUGGCCCACCCCUUCGACCAACAAGGCUUCUGGCCGCCGAACCUGUUGGACGUAAGGUGGAGGAGCCACAUCACUUUUGAAAACCCGCUCCGGUUAAAUACGUCGACACCGAUCGCCUUCGGCGCCUGGGGCGCGCGGCGGCCGCACGAGCUCAGACUCACGGAUACGAUAAUCCGGAGGCGCUACGUGAACGCGCUGUACUGGGGCUGCGCGACGAUCACGACGGUUGGGUACGGCGACGUCGCGCCGUCCUCCUUAUACGAGGUCGGCUUCGCCAUCGCGUGCAUCGUCGUCGCGGUCGUCGUGUACACGCUGGUGAUCGCGAACUUGGAGGACAUCGUGGCCAACCUGGACGUCACAUCUACUCUCUACGCGCUGAAGCGCGAGAAGGUCAAGCAGUGGUGCCUGCGGAGUUCGUUGCCAGGCAAGCUGUCGACGCAGGUCGCGGACUACUACGACAAGCUCUGGGCCCAGCAGAAGGGCGUCAAGGGGACGGCGGUGCUGGCGAUGCUGCCCGAAAACCUCCGGAGCCGCGUCGCGCUCGAGUUGUGUGGAGACGCCCUACGAUCGAUACCGUGCUGCCGCGGGCGCGCGCUCGAGGACCUCGCGCUGAAAUUGCGAUUGGACCUCUACGCGCCGGGGUCCUACCUGUUCCGCGCGGGCGAGUGCGCCGCGCGCCUGUUCGUCGUCGCGGCCGGGGGCGUCGCGCUCGAAGACGACGACGGCGCCGUCCUCCAUACGAUCGAAAGGGGCCUCGUGGGCGAGGCCGAGUUCCUGCUGCGCCGGAUCCACGAGGUCGCCUGUAUCUCCACUGAUUACGCGCAGAUCUUCGAUUUGAGUUAUGGGGAUCUCAUGGCGGUGCUGCGGUUCCACAAAAAGUGGGACGAAUUUAGGGCGUAUUGCGUGGCACACGAAAAUACCAUAUCAGGGAAGAGCGUCGGCGACGGUCGCGGGAUCCGCGCGACGGACUUUCACGUCCGGAGCGCCGAGAAGCGGCGGUCGCGCGACGCGUCCGGAUCAUGCGUCGCCCACCCGGCGUCGCGCUUCAAGCGGCUCUGGGUCGUCGCGUGCCUGGGGCUCAGCCUCUACUCGCUGGUGAGCGCGCCGUUCGGCGUCGGGUUUGCGAGGCGGUACUCCCGGACGACCUGCGCGAUGGACGCCAUCUUAUUUGUCUUCUUCUCUAUCGAUUUGGGUUUGAACCUCGCGGUCUUCGCCGUGAAGCGCCAGGGCAAGGUCAUUCUAGAAAGAAAGGUCUUCCGAGACUUAUACGUGAGGACCGACUUCGUGUAUGAUCUCGUCUCGCUCCUGCCGCUGUCGUUAAUUGUAGCACUAUCGACCCCGGACGUCUUCGCCAAGAAGGCCUACGAUCCGACGAUCCACGCCCUGCGGCUCGUGCAGGCGUUGCGAGCAAGGCGCCUGCCGGCGUACGUCGACGGCGCCGCCGCGUACCUCGAGGAGCGGUGGCAGCUCAACCUCUCGGGCGACAUGACCUACCUCAUCUUGCUGUGCGCGUCGGUGUUGCUGAUGUGCCACUGGCUCGCGUGCGCGCUCGCGUACCUCGGACGGUACGAGCUCUGGCGCGCCAAGGCAUCGGAUCAAUUCGCGUUCUGGUCCCUUGGAAAUUCUAAACAUGACCGGGCGUGGCGCUGGUACGCCGACGAGGGCCUCGGGUGCCGCGAGUACGGUCGGGAGAAGCGCAAGCACGCCGCGAACGUCUGGGUCUGCGAGGCGUACCCCCCGAACCCGGCCCUGCGCAUCGCCGACGCCUCCAUGUAUGAUCGGUGGCUCGUGGCCUUCUACUGGGCCGUCUACACGUGCAGCACGGUGGGCUUCGGGGGCGUGUCCCUCAACUCGAACGCCGAAAAGCUCCUCGCGUGCCUCGGCAUGGUCUUGGGGGCGGUCGUCUGCGACGCGGGCAUCGCGGCGGUCCUGACGGCCGUCGUGGAGCACAAGGACCACCAGCACGGCACGAACCGGCGGCGGCGGGAGUGUGGGAGGCGCAUGAUGGCCGCGGCGCGCGUGCCCAUGGAAGCGCGAAUGAGGGUAGCGGCCUACUUUGACUAUGUGGAUGACGACCUCCAUAAUCUAGAUGAUGCGACGGUCCUCGACGAGCUGAACGUGGCGCUGCGCCGGGGUAUUCUGCGGCACGCGGCCCAUGCCAAAUUAUGCGACUCGCUCGUGCACGGCGGUUUGGAAGCCGGCGUCGUGGCGUCCAUGGUCCACGACAUGCGGCCCGUCGUCGCGGCGCCCGGCGAGCGCAUCCUCGAGGCCGGCCAGCCGGACCCCGCGGCCUACGUCUUCGCGGCCGGCCGCGCGCACGCGGUCGACGACCGCGGCCACGAAGAAUAUCUAAGCGUGGGCGCGAUCCUCUCAAAUAAUGAAUUUCGGCAGGUGGCGAAGCGCGUCGGCGUGCCGACGCGGCGCGUCACGUUCCACAUCGAGCGGUGCCGCGGCCUGCCGCCCCAGGCGUCUUUGUUAUCUCGCGCCGCGGGCGCGUCGGCCUGCGACCCCUUCGUCGAGGUCACGGUGGUCUCGAAGACCGUCUUCGGCCAGUCCGUCAAGACCUGCCGCACGCGAGUCCGGCGCUUCUCGACGGACCCCCUCUACGACGAGACCUUCUCCCUCAAAGCCUACCACCAGACGCGGACGGCCCUGGUGACCGUCUACAACUGGGCGCGGGGCGUCGAGGGCCGGCGACUGGGCCAGGUCGAGGUCGAGGUCCAGGAGCCGCGGAACCGGCGGCCGCGGUGGCACCGGCUGCGCGACGCGCGCGGGCGGCGCGUCGGCGACGUGCGCCUGCGCGUGGCGUGCGACCCGCUGGGGGAGGCGGAGGUCUCGAAGACGGCCGAGGUGACCGUCGUGGCCGACGGCUUCUGCCACCUGUACGAGCUGUCCUUCGAGGCGCAGGCCAACGUCAAGCGGUACAUCCGCGGCCUGCGGCUGACGCUCGCGAAGCGCCUGGAGACGCUGGACGACGCGCCCGCGGUCGACUGGCGGCCCGCCGCCGGCGCCCUGGACGCCCUGGCCCCGGACCCGGACCUCCGGCCGGGCGGCGCGCCCGCGCGCGGCUUCGAGGCCUACGCGUCCGAGGCGUUCGCGCGGCGGCCGUCGCCGGUGGGCCUGCCGUCGUCGCGGCGCAACUCGUUCGGGGACCGCGCGACCACCCGGGCGCCCUCGGUGUCGUUCGACCACCGCCGGUCGCGGCACUCGUCGGCGCAGAGCCUGCGGCGGCAGUCGUCGCGGCUCCACCACGCGGGGCGGGUCUCCCCCGUCUCCUAG